This is a messenger RNA of Larimichthys crocea (large yellow croaker), 4537 nucleotides long. RefSeq lists its product as uncharacterized. The transcript has 6 exons. Lineage: Eukaryota; Metazoa; Chordata; Actinopteri; Sciaenidae. The record is from RefSeq and is a predicted model, not a curated record. The coding region runs from base 246 to 2048 and encodes 600 amino acids.
GACAAACAGAAAUAGAGAAUGAAGGAAGAGGAGAAAUAGAGAUAAAAGACGAGGGAAGAGAAAAAGUAGAUGGAGAAAAUGUGGAAGGAGGAGAAACAGAGGGAAAGGAUGAAAGAAGAGGAAAAACAGAGAUAGAAUAUGAAGGAAGAGGAAAAGGAAAGGGAAGUGAUGUAGGUAAAGGAGAAACAGAGAGCGAAGAUUGCGGGAGAAAAGAAAUUGAGGGAGAAGAUGAAGGGGGAGUAAAAAUGGAAGGUGAGGAUGAAGGUAUUGGAGAAACAGAGGGUGGAAGAGGAGACACUAAAGAAGAGAAUGGGUGGAUAGGAGAGAUGAUGGGAGAGAUGAAGGAUGAUGCAGAUGCAGCAGAGCUCCUCUUCCUCUCUGACAGCGCAGUGUGUCCUUCAUCAUCACAGCCUCUGAUUGUCACCUCAGAUCCUCCAGAGCAGCCUGCAGCUGCCAUGUUGCAGGGAGCCUGGGGUCAUGACCUCGGCAACAGAGAUGACCUUAGCGACGGUCACCUUAGCGACUGCCUCCAAGCCGAGCUUGCUAUCGUGUACUCGGACAGUGACGCUGGGGAGGACCAGUGGGCAGCCUUCGCACCGUAUGAUGUCAACAACCAGGAAGAAGCAGGUGGAGGAAUUCAUGAUGGCAUCUGUGAUGGAGAGAGCAAGGAAGAGGAGAGAGGGGGAGAGAAUGAGAAGAGAGGGGAGGGAGAGACAGAAGUAGAGUCUGAGGAGAGAGAGGAGGAAGUAGAGAAGGAGCAGGAGGAGAGGGGAGGCAGGGAUGAUGGUGAUGAUGGAGAGCAGAUGAGGUCGAGGAGAGAUCUUUUCCUGCGGUCUCCUUCUGUCAGCUCCACGGCCAGCUCCACAGACCCCGACAGGAGGCUUCCUGUAGAUUUCAGUGUCCACCAAGAUGCCCACAGUGAAAAUGUCUCCACCGAGCAUGUGGACUUCCUGUUGGCCCGUCAGCAGUGGAGGAAGAUGGAGGAGGAGGUCAAGGGUCAGCCAAUCCCUAAACCAGGGCUCAGAGCUCAGGGGAGCUUCCAGGGCACCCACACUUCACUGUACCCCCCCACCCGCAGCCCCCGACUCAAACACAGGGAGAUCCAUCCACCAGUGCCAAGGGAGCCCCCUCUGUCCUCCACCCUGUCCCCCAGUUCAGAGGACUCAGGCCUGGAUGAUUCAUCAUACCGCAGCCCCCUGGAGGAGCCGGAGACUGCUGUGGAGAGAGAGAUCCGACUGACUCUAGAGAGAGAGGAGCGACAUCGCAGGGAGAGGGGGAUGAUUGCACAGGGCCUGGCUAUACCCAGACCAUCCACUCUGCAAACAGGACGAUCCCCACCCAGACCUCCAGCCUGCCGCACCCCCACCUUAUCCAUCUCUCCAUCCCCUUCCUGCCCCUCUUCCCUUCCCCGAUCUGUCUACCAUGAAAUGACGGCCAAUAACGUCAUUAUCUUGGAGCCCGACUGCUCCAGCUCCGCCUCCAGGAGCCGCCUACUCUCCACUGCCAUCGGAGGCCUCUCCGAUUGGCCAACAAGUCUGGAUUCGACACCUUCCGCCAACGUCAUCGUGGUGGAAACUUCCAAUCUGAUCAUUCGCAGUGCUUCCGAGUUCUGCCUGAGCUCCGCCCCCGUGUCCAUGGAAACCCAGGAGAGCACUUUCUCGUCUAAUCCAUUUUUUAAGCUACGCUCCCUCAGCAGCCAGUCGCUGGUGGAGCAGGAGAUCCGCAUGGUAAGGCAGAGGGAGGAGGAGUGGAGGAGGCAGAGGGAGGAGAUGUGGAGAAGGAGGAGGGAGGAGGAGUGGAGGAGAGGAAGAGAGAGGUACGACACUGUGCUGGUGUCCCCGGGCCUGAGCGAUAACGUCAACGUUCCAGAGGUUUCAGACAGAUGUGUCUCCUCCCCAUCGUCCCCCUCCAGGACCCGCAAAAUGGAACGAUCCAGUUUGUCUUGUGAUCACAAGUUCCCCCCGUCCCUCUCCUCCGUGCCACGACGACAGAACACCAUGGCGCAGCGAUGGGAGGCCUCCCUGUUAGCCAAUCAGAAGAAGGAGUGAGCGACUGCGGCACUCAACUGUCAGCCAUUUAAAAGCCAAAAUGAAAUCUUACGCCUCAGUUUCUUCCUUCUGUUCAGACAAUUUAUACAGUCCUUUUCUGUCAGCAGCUAAUGUCUACUGCUAUGUUUGUCAGAACUCUGGGUUAGUGCCAGUGGGUCACGGAUCUGUUUCCUGUGGGAUGCCACAGGAGAAGAGGACUGUUUUCGUUCAUUGAGAUUGGUUUUAAAGAUUUAAAGAUUUACAUAGUUUGUGUUUCUGUGACGUUUUGACGGCUGGAAAAGUCGAAGUCAUGCUUUCAGAGUCAAACUGGUCUUUUGCAUGAAGUCUGAAACAGUACGACACAGUGGAACUGCCUGCCAUGUUACACUUUAAACAUUUCCCUUCUAUAUAUGAUAACCUUUGUGGAGGUAUAUUUCCAGGAGGUGUAUCACAGUAAUAAGUAGGAGUAUACAAUUGCAAUCAUAAUAACAGACAUCACUGUUUUUGACAGGUGGCCUAUAUUUUAUGUAAACUUUGGAAGCACAUGUCAAAAUCUGUGGUGUUCUCCUUUAAUAUUUAAUAUUUACAGCACUUUGAUUUAUAGAUGUUAAUUAUGGUCCUAGUACAACUGUUUAUUGAUAUAUAUAUAUUGAUUUUUAAUGACUGCAGUGCAGUGAUUUUCAAACUUUUUCUGGGCAGUCACAUUUUCAUUUCAGAUAUUCCUUUAAUAUAUUUUAAAGUGACUCACAGCAUACAGCAUUUUCGAAAUGUUGUAGCUAUGCAUAGCAGAGAUUUAAAAAUAUGCAAAAAUGAUUUAGCACGUUGCUGUUCGUGUGUUUUAAAUGUGCUAUCCCAGACUUUGAAAAUCACUGCCUUGGUGGAAUGUUAUAACAAGCCAUUGAUCAAGGGAGUUUGGAUGUUCCAGGUUUCCACGUCAGCCAUGUUGGCUAAACAGUGCUCUCUGCUAACUGAGUACUAUUUGGGUCACAGUCACACAGGAGGUCAGUUGUAACCCAGAUACAGUUCCAUAUCGGGGUACGGUGUUAUGAGCUCCUUAUAAACAACGUGAAAAGAAAAAAUACAGCUGCUACUUUUCUUUGCUCGUUCAACAGCAUGUGAUGAAGGUGUUGAACCUAAAAUCCGAAAACAAGUCAUUUCUUUGCACUCCAUCAUAUGAUUGUAAUUCCCAACAUAAAAAAUGCCAUGUAGAAGUAACCCUUUGUUAAGACAGUACUCAUUGGAUAAGGGCUCUGAUGUUACAUUAAAAUUUACUGGUGACAGAAAAAAAAAAAUCCAGUAUGGAUGCCAGAGAGAAGAACAGGAUGUGAGAGCAGUGUGUUCAGACUGAAUGCAAAGUGAACUCCAAAAGUGACACUCCACAGAGUUUGUGAGCAGGGUCAGUGUUUUUUCUUCAAUAAAAAAAAACAAAUCAGAACCCACAAAACAUAAAACCAUUACAUAUGCAAUAAAAGACACAUCAUGAGAAUACAAAGCUUUAUUUCUGCAUCAAAUAACCAAAGAUAAAAUGUUGGACAAAUAGGCCAUCAUAGCCCAGAAACCUGAAGAAAUGCACCUCUGGAGUACAACUACAAUGAUGUGAUUAAAGACUGCCAUGAAAUAUGAGUCACAAGAAAACUAGAUCCUGUUAUGAAUAUAAAAUAAACAUAAAAUGGCUUACUGUCUCUGUCGCACACAUGCGCAGACAAAUCGCUUUUCAAACUGAUCAGUUAAUGGCUGAGAAUUCAUCAACUUAACAAAAUCAGUCUCAGUACAAAUAGACUUUGCUAAAAUUGCUUUACCUUUAUGCAGAGGUCUUUCCUUAAAGUUGAAGAAUGUUCAUAACUUGCACAGUCACUGCCAGUCAGGUCAGCUGACUAACACAUGGGGUGAAUCUGAUCUCCCAUCCAUCCAUUCCUGCCCAGGCCAGAGUGCACAUCCAUAAUGCUGAGAAGAAGCAGUGUUUCUUUUAGCAUAAAAUGACAGCUUGUUUGGUAAUAUUGAUUUUACAGUACUAACAAAUAAUCAACAACAAAAAUUUAAUUUAAGCUAUUUUUUGCCCUCCUAGUGUAAUCACAAGUAGCCUAACUGGAUGGAGACCUAGCUAGCCAGUCAUUACAUUAGCUGUAAAGAGACUGUAAAACACUGCAGAUGUCAAAUGCAUAUUAAUAACUCAAAUUCAGUCUGAACACACCUUUAUAAUGAGCUGCCAUGUCACCAGGGCGGUUUGAUGGAUGUCAUUUUAGCUUUAGAAGUGUGAACAUGGUGCUUAGAGUCAAAUACAGACAAAUGUUGCAUUGGAUUGAUAGAUUGAUUGAUCUGUGGCUCUGAUGUUUUAGCCAAGCGACUUGAGCAUUUCUGAAAGAAUCAGAUUGUCUACUCCUGAAGUCUAAGUCAAGAUUUUUACAUAUUUUUAUGUCCCGUCUUGAUUCCUAAAAAGAGAGAUUUAUUGUAUUGUAUUUUUGCUGCAUAUAUUUAUGAAUUGAGCAACGCUUCUAACUCCUUAAAGCUUU